Loa loa (African eye worm) is the source of this 1957-nucleotide messenger RNA. Its product is annotated as PAP2 superfamily protein. Gene Ontology annotation, biological process: TORC2 signaling. Gene Ontology annotation, cellular component: plasma membrane; TORC2 complex; cytoplasm. Lineage: Eukaryota; Metazoa; Nematoda; Chromadorea; Rhabditida; Onchocercidae. Gene Ontology annotation, molecular function: phosphatidylinositol-4,5-bisphosphate binding. The transcript has 14 exons. Bases 29 to 1957 code for a protein of 642 amino acids. The record is from RefSeq and is a predicted model, not a curated record.
UUCAGGUGACAUUUAUGCAAUAGGUUAGAUGGCAUGUUUCGAUCCAGAUGAACUUGCCGACUUUAUCAGAUAUCAGUGCAUCAUUAAUGCCGAUGAUGAUGGUCAAUGCAGAAAGAUAUUGCGACCACCUUCAAGGAAGGCAAAACCCGGUGGUUUACCGUUAAAUUUUCGUUCCGCAGCUGAUUCCGAUACGAGUAGUGGAGAGCAUUCUCCAUGCUAUUUGGCUACUGCUGAUUGCGAAUCAACUUACGAACUGUUACAAGAACGAUUACGUUCGAGAAUUCAGGAAUAUGAACUAUUAGGUCUAGAUGAUGAAGAAAAAGUGGUGAAAAACAGUACAGUAGAUGCGUGGCCGAGUACAACAGAUUUGGAAUUUUUUCAGUGUGGGGAUAUAUCCUGUACUCCAUCACCACCUCCUGUGCAAAAGUCCAUUACUGCAUUACUUUUGGAGAAAACAGAUUUUGUGAUCAGGUCUGAUCUUGCAGCAUAUGCAAGGUUUGCUACACCGGAUAUUGAAAAUGGUCGGAAACUAUUGGUUUUUUAUCCUUUUGUUGAACCCGAACCAAAAAGUGGUAAAUGUUUUUCGUUAACUAUUUAUGCUCAAUGCGAUAUUUGUAUUUCGGAUCUCGUUGGUUUAUGUUGCUAUGAAUAUGCACGAUGUCAAAGGACGAAUGAUAUUGGAUCUGUUGCACAAUAUCAUUUGUUGAUGGCCGAAGAAAAUGGUGAAGUAGAUCGAGACUUACCUCCAGUUGAUGGCCAUCGUUUACUAAGUGAACUUGGCUCGUGUUGGUCAACGAUUGCUCUGGAGAAACGACGGAGUAAUAAUUGUUUUGGAAUGAAAAAUAUUAUCGUGUAUACCGUAAGUGGUAAACAAUAUGAAUUUCCAAUGGACUCACUUGAUGUGCCUCUACGAUGGCUUCGUGAUCAGGCUAUCCAGAAACGUAUCGAUGAUGAAGGUCAAGAGUUCAUGAGUGAUUGUCCAGCAUAUCGAGAGUAUGUUUUGGAAGCUGUGAGACAACCUGAUGUUGCAUUAGACCUCAAUAAGCCAAUAUCCAGUACAGCUUGCCUGGAAUUUCUAUUGUUGCGUAUAAACAGUUCUCGAGGUGAUUUUACUCCAACAUGUUGUUCAAAAUUUGCUCAGGGACAUAGUCCAAUUCCGAAAAUUCAUGACGAUUUGAUAAGUUCAUCACUAGAACAACGGCAAUUUUCCGAUAUGAUCUACAAAACAACCACCAGUUCAGUGUCAUCUAUCGAUGCCAAAGAUUUGUUGGGUAAUUCAAUUGCGUUUUAUCCAGUAGAAAAGAUACAUCGAUACAAACCCAAAUGGAAUGCUCUACUAACUAUUCGAACAGAUGGUUUUGAAUUAACACCAAAUCAAUCGAGUCGAACAAGGGAACGAAAUUCCGUACUUUUGCAUUCUUCGUUGAAAACGUUAUAUGUAACGUGGGAUUACGUCGGUGGAGUUGAAAUCACAAAUCACUCAAAUUCAAAACGAGGAGUGAGAAUUGUUUGGUUAGCGUAUCCUACAAUAAAACAUCAGUCAAAAAUAGCCCAAACGAGCAAAUUAACUAAUAGCACGCAAGAUUCAAUAUUGAGUUUGGAAUCAGACAGAUUAACUGAUCAUCAUGAACCAUUAAGGCAAAAGCUGUACAACAAUGCAUGCUGGAAAAUAUUACAAUUGGAAGCAGAUGUCGAUGAUGCUUGGAGUAUUACAGGGAAGAUAAAUACCAUAAUCGAUGAUAGAAAUUCUGCAGUUCAUCAAAUUUACAAAUAUUCGAAUGGUGGAACCAAGAAGCCAAAGAAAGCAGCUGCAAAAGCGUUUGGUAGGAAUGAUGAUGCACAAUUCAAAAAACGAAAUAGUUCCAUUAGUCAUACGGUGCGUAGGAUAUCCCAGUUAACUUCCGGAGUGGCAGGCCCAGUUCCUAUACUACUAAAGCUGUUUUCAAAACGUAAUUAA